Molecule: messenger RNA, 912 nt
Organism: Phytophthora nicotianae INRA-310
Lineage: Eukaryota; Oomycota; Peronosporomycetes; Peronosporales; Peronosporaceae
Exons: 1
Coding region: 1-810 (269 amino acids)
Source: RefSeq, a predicted model, not a curated record
AUGCACGUGUUGCACCUCGUUUUGGCCAUUGUGGUCGCCUUGCUUUCUUUCAACCAUGGAGUCACAAUCGCGGCCAAGACCGCGUUGAGGUCCGAUUCAAACGACUAUACGACUCUCAGAGUCGACAUUGCAAGUGAUGAGGCGGAAUUGGAAGAAAGGAGAGGAGGGAGAGGAGGAGGUGGUGGUGGUGGUGGUGGACGCGGAGGAGGGGGAGGAGGUGGUGGUGGUGGACGCGGAGGAGGUGGGCGCGGGGGAGGCGGGCGCGGAGGAGGUUGGGUCACAAGAGGAAGAGUGUAUCGAGGAUACGGAAGACGAAAAGAAGAUGAAGGGGAUGAAGUUAUCACUUUGCCACCCGGUACUUACGUGGGUCCAGAAUUCGGUGGUCCCCAUGGUGAAGAUUUCACAGACGCGGCCCUCGUCAAAUCUGGACAAAAAGUGCUGUCAAUCAACCUCCGCGCUUCCGAGCGCGUCGAUGCUGUCAUCCUCACCAUCGUGAGUCCGUCGGGGGAAGAGAGUACCUUAUACCACGGCGGUGAUGGCGGUGAGCUGAAAAAGCCCCUAGCGUUAGCUGAAGGUGAAUAUAUCACUGUCAUGGAGGCACACGCGGGUAAACAAAAAGGACACACGCGCGUCAAGUACAUCAAGUUCACCACCAAUAAGGGGAACUUUAUUGAAGGCGGAACACGGACGGACAAGAUUGGAACGGACACUGCGAAGGAAGGCUACCAGUUGGGUGGUUUCGAUGGCAGAGAAGGUGACGAGGUUGAUCUGAUCAGUGCCAUUUGGACAAGUAUUCAGCCGGUGGCGUAGUCGUGAAGUGCACUAGUGUCUGUAGCCAUGUAGGAAAUUUGGUUUUGGCUUAGAUCGGAAGCUUAGUGCAGUAAAACAUUCCUUGAGAAACAUGAUUUCCUG